AUGUUUGACGGUGCCUGCUUAAGUAUAUAUACUCCAAACGAAAACCCCAAGUUCCCCACAACUCAUGGGGCCUACGGCACCGUUACGCCGAUCGAUGCUUCCUCCAAUCCGCGCGUCGCCGAUGUACUCGGUUCUCCAAACCUCUGCUUAAGGGCCUGGCCUCCGCGCAUUGCUGCACCCCUCAUUCUCCGCCGUGUCGUCCUCCCCAAGCUGGCACCACCACUUCCUAAUGAGGCCUACUACAUAACCAAAGAACUGUGCGAUCUCGAACAACUAGUGUCGUUCAUAUAA
Molecule: messenger RNA, 291 nt
Organism: Spirometra erinaceieuropaei
Lineage: Eukaryota; Metazoa; Platyhelminthes; Cestoda; Diphyllobothriidea; Diphyllobothriidae
Source: the annotation of a GenBank genome assembly